Molecule: messenger RNA, 1128 nt
Organism: Puccinia triticina
Lineage: Eukaryota; Fungi; Basidiomycota; Pucciniomycetes; Pucciniales; Pucciniaceae
Exons: 8
Coding region: 1-1128 (375 amino acids)
Molecular function (GO): protein binding
Source: RefSeq, a predicted model, not a curated record
AUGGAAGCAGGAAACAAGCGACCCACUGCCCAGGUGUUUAAGGAUAAGGGUAAUGAAGCGUUCAAAAAGGCCGACUUCCGGGGGGCUGUCGAGCAUUACACUUCGGCGAUAAAGGCGGACCCGUCGGACCACAUUUUACCAUGCAACCGGGCCUUCGCGCGCUUAAAGCUACAGCAAUGGAAGUUGGCAGAAGCAGACUGCACACGAUCACUCGAACUUCUUCCUGAGCCUAACUGUAAGGCCCUCUUCAGACGUGGAACGGCAAGAAGACACCAGAAUAAAUGGGACGAAGCCCUUCAAGAUCUGAAGGCCGCCCUUGCAUUGGAACCGAACAACGCUAGCAUCUGUGCCGAGUUGCAAACGGUCAAAGCACAUCUCCAGCAAAAACCAACAACUACAAAACCACCACCGUCGUCAUCGAAGGCAUCCUCGUCGAUAUCUUUUGCCAGCUCAGAUUCUGAAACAUCCAGCCAACCGAUUGCAGGCCCCUCCUCGUCUCCUAGUACGACUCUUCAGGACGGCCAAUCCUCUGAGUCAUCCACCAACUUGCUGAGAGAAGUUUCGACGACACGAUUCACUUCCUCGGACCCUUACAAGUCUGCAGCCACUGGCGUUGCUCCUACGAAUAGUUUCAGUGAUCUCAAACAGAUCAGACAAAAGAAGGAGGAAAAAUCGUCCGGCUUUAUGACCACCCGUAUCCCUAAUAAAUCCAUCCCUUCACCUGAACCCUUGAAGAAAUCAAAUCCAUCUUCUUCAACUAAUUCGAUACCGCCCGUGAGGAGUUUUACAGAUUUUGAAAUGAGAUGGUGCAUCUCAAGUCAGCCUGAAGUCCGUUUCUCGGUCCUAGAAGCACUUGAUCGGCGCCAUGUAGCUCAGCUAUUUGGAGAGCAUCUGGAGCCCGAAACUCUAGAGCAAAUGAUAGACGCUAUGGAAGUUCCGCUCAGAUCAAACGACACCACAAAAAUCACAAGGGCUGUGGAACUGCUGCAGGGAUUGGACAAUGUUUCACGGAUGAAAACCUUGACUAUGUUUCUGGCACCCGAUCACCAAAAGGUCAUCCAAGACUUAUUGAUCAAAUUCCACAGCUUUGGAGGGAAAAGUGUGGUGUUGAAUAACUGGAGUCUUUGA